This is a messenger RNA of Laccaria bicolor S238N-H82, 654 nucleotides long. RefSeq lists its product as uncharacterized. NCBI's taxonomy places the organism in Eukaryota, Fungi, Basidiomycota, Agaricomycetes, Agaricales, Hydnangiaceae. The coding region runs from base 1 to 654 and encodes 217 amino acids. The transcript is spliced from 8 exons. The record is from RefSeq and is a predicted model, not a curated record.
AUGUAUGCAAAAUGGCAUGUUGUGCAACUGAAAACUAUUCCAAAUGAUUCUAUUCCUUUCUGGGAUCCCCCCAAUGUCUUUGUUUUGUUGGCGCGUUGCAUCGCCAAUGAGCGUGGCACAUGGAUCUUUCUUUUGUAUUAUGAGGAUUUGUCAUGGCUACUAGCAGGACCUUUCAUCGAUAUUGUCAAACACCCUGAUGGGGCCAUUGCCGACAGUGCCUUCAAUCUCAACCUCAAACACCCCGACGGCAACAUCCUCCGUGGUGCUUUCAAUCUCAACCUCAAACACCCCGACGGUGACAUCCCCCGCGGCACCUUCAAUUUCAAUGUCAAACACCCCGACGGAAACAUCCCCUGUGGCACCUUCAAUCUCAAUAACCAUCAAUUCCAGUUUGACACCCCAAUGGAGCCACAAAUGAGUAGACAAGGUCUUUCAUUUCUUAACUACAAGUUUUUGGUUGAUAUGGAGACUAUCUUGCAGGAGUUGGAUGAGAUAAAGAUUAAGAUACAUUAUGCUACAGAUCUAGAUGGAUGGUUAGGCAGUGGCACGGGUUGGGGUAACCCGUCAGGGUUACGGGUUGGGGUAUCAACGGGUCAGGGUACGGGUUGGACAUCUCGGAACCCCAUACCCGAAGUACCCGUAUUUCUAUAUUAG